AUGACGGUCGCACACGACUUGACCCAUAGAGGGUCCUCAUCCCACUCUGCCAACAACAUGGCCCUUGAAGACAGAUUCGAGGUGCUCAAGGAAAUCGGGGAUGGUAGCUUUGGCAGUGUCGUCCUUGCCCGAGUCCGUAGCGCAGGUGCUAGCGUGGCUCGCCGCGGUACAGUGGUCGCCAUCAAAACCAUGAAGAAGACAUUCGAGUCCUUCGCCCCGUGCCUGGAACUUCGCGAAGUCGUCUUCCUCAAGACGCUUCCUAACCAUGUCCACCUCGUCCCCGCCCUCGACAUCUUCCUCGACCCCUACAGCAAGAAGCUGCACAUCGCCAUGGAGUACAUGGAGGGCAACUUGUAUCAAUUGAUGAAGGCCCGGGACCACAAAUGCCUUGACAACGCCAGCGUCAAGAGCAUUCUGUUCCAGAUCAUGCACGGUCUUGAGCAUAUCCACGCACACCACUUUUUCCAUCGCGACAUCAAGCCCGAGAACAUCCUCGUCUCUACCUCUGCCCACCAGGACGCCGUCACGUCUUUCCGCAGGUACUCGGCCCUCGUCACACCUCCCUCUACGCCCCCCAGCUACACUGUCAAGAUCGCCGAUUUUGGUCUCGCCCGCGAAACGCACUCCAGGUUGCCCUACACGACGUACGUUUCGACGAGAUGGUACCGUGCGCCCGAAGUGCUUCUUCGUGCCGGUGAGUAUUCGGCCCCAGUCGACAUCUGGGCUGUCGGUGCCAUGGCCGUCGAAAUAGCUACUCUCAAGCCGCUCUUCCCUGGCGGAAACGAGGUCGACCAAGUUUGGAGGGUCUGCGAGAUUAUGGGAAGCCCCGGGAAUUGGUACAACAAAUCCGGUGGCCGUGUUGGCGGUGGCGAAUGGAAGGAUGGCACCAGACUCGCCGGCAAGCUCGGUUUCUCAUUCCCCAAGAUGGCGCCCCAUGCCAUGGACACGAUUUUGCAGCAACCGCAGUGGCCUGCUUCACUGAGUCACUUCGUUACGUGGUGCCUCAUGUGGGACCCCAAGGCUCGCCCUACUUCAACCCAGGCAAUUGCCCACGAGUACUUUGCUGACGCCGUUGACCCUCUGAGGCCGAAGUCGUCGGCUUCGAGAAUUUUGGGCCGCAAGCAGUCUGAUCUCAAGGGCACCGCCAACUCCAACUCUUCUACCCCCGCAUCUUCCAAGCCGUCGUGGUUCAGGAAAUCCCUGAUCGGUCGCUCGGAAAGCGCCGAGGUUGCCAUCCCCCAACCUAUUUCCAAAGAUCCAACCCCGAGACCUUCUCCCGUUCCUUCGCAAACAACGAACGAGGUUCCCGUCGCCAAGACGCGUCCUGCUCAGCCGAAGCGCACGACCUGGUCAAACGGCCCGUCAAACGUCGCACCCAUGCCGAUACUCCCUACGAUCCGUCCCAUUUCCCCGCUGUCCGACGCCGUGACCGCCGAAGCGAGGAACGGUGUUACCUACAACGACUCGUACGCCAACAGCCGGCAUCGUGCAGUUCAGGUUGAUGACAAGAAGAAGAUUGGCAGGCAAUUGUCGGUUGCCUCGAGCACUAACAACUAUGCGGAGAUUCACCGGCAACAGGCCGAGAGGGCACUGAACGGCAACGGCGGUCUCGCAUCGCCGCCUAAUGGUCAGAAGGAAAGCUUCUUUUCGCACCUAAGGAAACGCGCUCGCCGUUUCUCAGGCAGGCACCAGGUCCCCAUGUCGCCCAACUCUGACGAUGUCGAAGCCCAGACUGGCUGCGGCCCUUGGAACAGCAACCGGUCCUCCAUGGUGAUUGACAACGCGCCUACUCCCCCGCCAAAGCCUACCGAGAUCUACGAGCCGCUUGACAAGGCCCUGAGAGAUGUUCAGCAGAAGCAGAAUCAGAAUCAAGAUCACGCUCCCGUCCCCCCUGCGCACCUCAUUACCCCCAGCAGCACUCUCAAGAGGCACCACUCUUUGCCGCAACAUCAGCCGCGGUCGGUCGACAACUUGAUGAUGGCUGCAAGAGGAACUGUGCCAGUCUCGAACCGAACUCGACGCCAGGGUGUGCAGCACUACGAUGCACCGGACGAGGAGGACGAGCUACUCGAUGAGGUUCUCAACUCAACGCACCGCGCCAUGAACCGCCUUGAGAAGGACGGAAAACCCGGCCUGCGUCAGUCUGCCAGCAAUGUUGGCAUGUCGAACCCGUACCCGACCCCGUCCCCCUCGGCCAACGGUAACUCUGUCCUCUUCGGCGACAACCACGAAGCCGUCGCUCCUAAGCCUUUGAACCUCCAAAAGUCACACGGCGGCGAGAGCCAAUACAAGUGGCCUACGCCCCCAUACGAGGAGAGCGAAUGGGCUGCUUCGGCGUCCGCUAGUAUCUGGGCGGCCAGUAACCGGUUUUAA
Colletotrichum graminicola M1.001 is the source of this 2373-nucleotide messenger RNA. RefSeq lists its product as uncharacterized. Bases 1 to 2373 code for a protein of 790 amino acids. Gene Ontology annotation, biological process: protein phosphorylation; intracellular signal transduction. NCBI's taxonomy places the organism in Eukaryota, Fungi, Ascomycota, Sordariomycetes, Glomerellales, Glomerellaceae. Gene Ontology annotation, molecular function: protein serine/threonine kinase activity; ATP binding. The record is from RefSeq and is a predicted model, not a curated record. The transcript has 2 exons. Gene Ontology annotation, cellular component: cytoplasm; nucleus.